GCCGGUGCCCCCGGCGGCCGGGCGGAGCGGCGGCGCGGGGCCGGGUCUGUGGGGAAGGCGGCCGCUCUGUGCAGCGGCACCCGCGGGCUGGUCUCCAUCCUCGGCGCCGUCCCCUGCCUGGCCUGCAAGAACCCGCCGGGCCAGCCAUGAGCGCGGGCAGCGAGCCGGGCAGGGGCGGCGGCGCCGGGCUCGGGGCGCCGGCCGCUCCCGCCGGCUGCGACACCGACACCGACACCUACAAGGGCUGGCUCUUCAAAUGGACCAACUACCUGAAGGGCUACCAGCGCCGCUGGUUCGUGCUCAGCAACGGGCUGCUCAGCUACUACAGGACACAGGCUGAAAUGGCUCACACCUGCCGCGGAACCAUCAACCUGUCAACAGCACACAUUGAUACAGAGGACUCUUGUAACAUCGUACUCUCCAAUGGGGGAAGGACAUAUCAUCUAAAGGCAAGCUCCGAAGUGGAGAGGCAACGAUGGGUCACUGCUUUGGAGCUGGCCAAAGCAAAAGCUAUCCGUAUGAGGAACAACCAGUCAGGAGGCACUGAGGACAAACUGUGCUGUCUAGAUGUGACAUGUUUCUUGGCCUCGUCACUCCAAAGGGCUUUCCUAACCGAUGACUCUGGUGAUGAGGAACCAACCUCGCAGUCUGACAAGAGUGAGCUGCACAGCACUCUGAGAAGCCUUGCCAGUAAGCUGGAGGAUCUAAGCACGUGCAAUGACCUUAUUGCCAAGCAUGGGGCGGCUCUCCAGAGGUCCCUGAGUGAGCUGGAGAACCUGAAGCUGCCUGCCGAGAGCGGGGAAAAGAUCAAAGCCGUCAAUGAGCGAGCCACCCUCUUCCGGAUCACCUCCAAUGCUAUGAUCAAUGCUUGCCGCGACUUCCUGGAGUUAGCCGAGAGCCACAGUCGGAAAUGGCAGCGGGCACUACAGUAUGAGCGGGAGCAGAGGAUCUGCCUGGAGGAGACCAUUGAGCAGUUAGCCAAACAGCACAACAGCUUGGAACGGGCCUGCCGGGGAGCCCCCGGCCUGUCCUCGAGUGCCACAGCAGUCAGCAGCACUUCCAAGGGGAGUGUGCAGCCUGCCAAAGGGGAAGCCAGUGAUGAAGAUGAGGAGACAGAGUAUUUUGAUGCCAUGGAGGAUGCACCAGCUUUUAUCACAGUAACUGCAGACCCCAAACAUCACAGGCAUUCUGGCAGCAACCUGAGCGGGGUCAGCGAGGGGCACCCUGAGGACUGGAACCUGGAGGACAAUGUCUUCGAGAGUGCAAAUAAAACUGGCUACAAUGAAUCAACGUGCAAAGACGUCCUGCCGAAGAAGAGGAGACGAACACGCAUCCCAGACAAACCCAACUACAGCCUUAACCUCUGGAGCAUAAUGAAAAACUGCAUUGGCAAAGAACUGUCCAAGAUCCCUAUGCCUGUAAACUUCAAUGAGCCACUUUCCAUGCUGCAGAGGCUGACAGAGGACCUGGAAUACCACGAGCUGCUGGACAAAGCCGUAAAGUGCGAGAACUCCACUGAGCAGAUGUGUUUCGUUGCUGCAUUUUCAGUGUCUUCCUACUCGACGACUGUGCACCGCACUGCGAAGCCGUUCAACCCCCUGCUGGGGGAAACGUACGAACUCGACCGGCUAGAUGAGCUUGGCUUCCGAUCGGUCUGCGAGCAGGUGAGCCAUCACCCACCAGCUGCGGCCCAUCAUGUGUAUUCCAAGCGAGGCUGGACGCUGUGGCAGGAAAUCACAAUUGCCAGCAAGUUCAGGGGCAAAUACCUCUCUAUCAUGCCACUGGGUGCCAUCCAUCUAGAAUUUCACUCCAGCGGGAACCACUAUGUCUGGAGGAAGGUCACGUCCACCGUUCACAACAUCAUUGUGGGCAAGCUCUGGAUCGACCAGUCUGGUGACAUAGAGAUUGUUAACCACAAGUCAAAAGAUAAAUGCCAGCUGAAAUUUACCCCCUACAGCUAUUUCUCCAGAGACGUCCCCCGAAAGGUGACGGGCGUGGUAACGGACGCAGAUGGGAAGGCGCAUUAUGCCAUGUCUGGCACGUGGGACGAAAAUAUGGAGUGCUCCAAGAUAGUUCAGAGCAGCCAUGGCAGCACCAGCUCGGAGGGCAAGCAAAAAACCGUCUACCAGACGCUGGCCCCAAAGGUCCUGUGGAAGAAAUAUCCUCUCCCGGAGAAUGCCGAGAACAUGUAUUUCUUCUCUGACCUGGCCCUGACCCUUAACGAGCCCGAGGAACGAGUGGCCCCCACAGACAGCAGGCUGAGGCCUGACCAGCGGCUCAUGGAGAAUAGCAAGUGGGAUGAGGCCAACGUGGAGAAGCAGAGACUGGAGGAGAAGCAAAGGGCCGUCCGUCGCAGGCGGGAGGCAGAAGCUGUGGAGGCCUUGGAGGAAGGCAAAGACUAUGAAGGCUACAUCCCGCUGUGGUUUGAGAGGAAGGUGGAUCCCCUGACAGGGGAGCUGAUUUGUGUUUACAAAGGUGGAUAUUGGGAAGCCAAGGAGAAACAGGACUGGGAUCUGUGCCCUGAUAUCUUCUGAGCUGCUCCUCCCACGCCAGGCUGGUAGGCCACAGGAGAGGAGGAGGAGCACCUGGGACGCAUCGGGCAGCAUCCUGCUGUUUAUGUCACAGCGCACAGAAACACACACACAGUAAAUAAAUACAGAAAUUUAAAAGAAAAUAAAUCAAAACAGGGAUUCCAAACCUAUUUUUUUAUGCACUAAUAAAAUAGCAUUCAGUGUUUUUUUUUUGACGGUGACAGUUUUUUAGCUACUAAUUAGGAACAAGGACACACUGAUUUGGUUCAUUUUUAGCCUAGCGUAUUUAUUGCUAUCCGAAGUUGCUGCCUAUAUUUUUCGAAGCCUCAGCUUUAUCGUCGACUUCCAAAGAUGCACGCGUUGCGAGGAUACGAUGCACAGUCCUUGGAGCUCUUCCUUUUGACUUUUUUCCCCGUUUGUGUAUGGACUUAAUUUUUAAAAAAAUCUGCUUGUAGUUCAGGUUCCUUUUUAAAGACACGAGCAACUCUCGGACCCCAUUCAUCUCUGAAGCUCUAGGGAGAAGAUGACUUUUCUAGAGACGGUAGAUUAGGUGCUUAUUCCUAGGUUCUCUCCAUAGUUCCCAGCAGCGCCCGAUGCUCCCAUAACUAUGAAUUAGGUUAUUUCUGAAGCUCUUUAGGUGACUUUUGGGGGGGAUUGUUUGAGUGGAUUUUUCCAAUCUGCACUAUUUAGUUGAUAUUUUUUAGAACCGUCUCUAACAAGAUGCUUUUU
Messenger RNA from Dermochelys coriacea (leatherback sea turtle), 3260 nucleotides. RefSeq names its product oxysterol binding protein 2 (gene OSBP2). The coding region runs from base 147 to 2534 and encodes 795 amino acids. Gene Ontology annotation, molecular function: cholesterol binding. The record is from RefSeq and is a predicted model, not a curated record. Gene Ontology annotation, cellular component: membrane; intracellular membrane-bounded organelle; cytosol. Lineage: Eukaryota; Metazoa; Chordata; Testudines; Dermochelyidae. The transcript is spliced from 15 exons.